GACAGUUCAUAAAUAAAACAUCAAAACAAAACUGAAAUGCGACCUAACCUUAAAUUUAUAGUAAAAACUAGCUUUGGAGUAUUAUUCUUAUUUUUCUAUUGCGAAUUUUUGAUUUUCUAUGCAGUACAACUUAACUGUGAUUGGCCCCAAUUAGACCCUGAUAACGAAGAUACAUCUAUAGAGCCUUCCAAUGAAGACCCUGUUAAAAUUAUGGUCAUUGCAGAUACACACCUACUGGGUUCCAGAAAGGGCCAUUGGUUUGAUAAGCUACGAAGGGAGUGGCAAAUGUACAGGGCAUUUCAAAGUGCCAUGACUUUGCACAAACCUGACUUGGUGUUCGUACUAGGUGAUCUUACUGACGAAGGCUUGUAUUGCAGCAGCACUGAGUUUGAGUAUUAUGUGAACAGAUUUUAUAGUUUAUUUGCUGUUCCGGAAGGGACAAAAAUUUAUGUUGCUGUUGGAAAUCAUGAUAUAGGCUUCCAUUAUGGUGUGAGUCCGUACCUAAAUCAAAGAUUUGUAAAAGCAUUUGACGCUCCAGUAGUGAAAAUGAUUAGUCUCAGAGGCAACCAUUUUGUUCUUGUAAAUAGUAUGGCUUUAGAGGGAGAUGGAUGCUUUUUGUGUAAGCCUGCUGAACAACAAUUAACAAAAAUUGAAAAAAUUUUAAAAUGUACAAAAGGAACCUAUACCGAAAAGUGUAAGCCAAAUAUGAAAUUAGCAAAAUAUAGUAGACCCAUAUUGAUGCAGCAUUAUCCUUUGUACAGACAGUCAGAUAUGGAAUGCAACGAUUUUGAUGCCGCCCCUUUUCCUAUCAAACAAGAAAGAUUUAGAGAAAGAUGGGAAUGCUUGAGUCAAGAAGCUACUUACCAGUUACUUAAUCAGGUCAAACCUAGGUUGUCUUUGUCUGGACACACUCAUCAUGGAUGCACUCGUCCGCUUCCUGUAGGAGAGGGUUUGGAAGUGACGAUACCGAGUUUCAGUUGGAGAAACAAGGAUAACCCUAACUAUUUGUUGGCUACGAUCACACCCAACAACUACGCCUACUUUAAAUGUGAGCUUCCUAGAGAAUCAACAGUAAUCAACCUCUAUCUCUUCGGAACCUCAAUAUUUAUUAUUUGGUUACUCUACUCAUUAAUGUGUAGAAGCAAACGAAAGUACAAAUUUCGCUGACACAGUUUUGCUUUAUGUUAAUUUUUUUAUAUAUGCAAAGGCUAUCAUUCAGUUAUUACUUCUAUUUAUAUCAAAAUCUGCUUUAUUUAUUACUAUUUUAAACUUCCAUUUUAUGAUUCUUUAUAUUCUCUACUAUCUCGACAAUACGGCAACACUGUAUCAACGUCAAAAUUUUAUGAAAUUUAUAACUUUAUAAAUGAAAUAAAAUUUAUAUGAUUAUACAACUCUGAAUUUUAUAUAAUAACGUCGUAAAAUUACAUGUUUGAAGUCCAUAAAACGGUCAUUCAUAAAUACUAUAAGUCUAGUGGCUAUAGAAAAGAACUUAACCCAACGUGAGCUAAGCCGAUUAGAGAAACUAUAUAGUUUUGUACGACUGACCAAAUUAUAUAUACUUUAUUAUCUAUAAGAUAGGAGUAAGCCUCUGCCUUAAUACCUGAAGAAAGAUUUAUUAAGUGACAUUCUCAUUUGAUUUUAGAUGUAUUUAUAUCAAUUUACGCAGUUAUUAUUCAAAAUUCAGAGGUGGCGCAAUGAUAUGAAAUUAUUGUAAUUUCGAGACCAACCUAUUCAUGUAAAUUUUAUUUCAUUUCAGUGACAAUAUAUUGUAACUAACCGAGUCUAUCUCUGUGGAAGGCGUUGUGAGAUCAUUGUAUUUUUAUUUGUUAUCUUUUAUUGAGAUCUUAAAAUUUUACAGUUUUUUUAUUAUGUGGUACGAUUCCCUAAGAUAUUAAUUUUAUUUUUAUUUGAUUUUAUCGUUUGCAGAGAUCUUCAAUUUUUACAGCUUUUUUAAUAUGUGGUAUGAUUCCCACAUAUUCCAUAGAUAUUCGUCAUUUUGAGGAUUAUUUGAAUCCAAAAUAUGUACAUAUUUAAUACUAUACCAUGUUAUAUAAUGUGUACAUAAUGUUGUUAAUUGUUUUUGUUAUUAGUUAUUUCCAAGCAUUAAGUUACGAAAAUAGGGGGCUUGAGGAAAAUUGGUAUUAUUUUAUUUGUAGUAAUUUAUAUUAUUAAGUUUUAGUAGAAAUAAGAAAUAGACCAGAGCCGAAGACUUUGAAAAUGGGAAAAAAGUGAAAACAAAAAUAGUAAAUGGAUGAAGCCCAUUAUACAAUAAAGAAAAUAUGCAAAAAAUAAAAGGAAAAUUAUUUACGAGUGAUCUGAGUUUGGGAAAUGGAAGUGGGUGAAUUUUAAAUGGUAAGAAACGGUUUAUCACGAUUUUUGGCAACACUACAAGUACAAGGGAAAAAAGUUAAAUAGCAAAGUUGUAAGUAAUAACUCUAUUGGCAUCAACGUGUAAACAUCAGGAUUGGCCGGGACACGUCUGAAGAACUUCAAAUAUGAAGAGGAGUAAGGCAGGGCUGCAUUUUGUCCCCACUAAUAUUUAACAUCUAUUCUGAGUUUGUUUUCCAUAAAGCAGUGGAUGAUGCUCAACGUGGUAUCAAAAUGAAUGGCGUCAAUAUUAAUAAUUUGGGAUACGCGGAUGACACAGUGUUAAUUGCGAGCAAUUAUGAAGAACUUCAACAUCUGAUUAAUAGGAUUACCACAACGUGUGAUGAAUAUGGACUCAAGCUAAACACCGCAAAGACCAAGGUGAUGGUUGUCAGUAAGACGCCAAUACAACCGGAAGUAGUAACAACUUUGGUGAACAAUUAGAGAGAACUAACAGUAUCACCUACCUUGGUUGCAAUCUAAAUGAGAACUGGGACAUGAGCAAAGAAAUUAGAAUACGUAUAGAGAAGGCCAGAGCUGCAUUCUUUAAGAUAAAGAAACUUUUAUUUGGAAACAACAUUACUUUGAAUCUUAAUAUUAGAUUAGUGAGAUGUUAUGUGUUCUCUACUCUGUUGUACGAUGUCGAAGGUUGGACUUUAACAGAUACACUUCUCAAGAAAUUGAAAGCUUUUGAAAUCUGGCUAUACCGGAGAAUCCUACGAAUAAGUUGGGUGGAUAGAGUGGAAUAUUUUGGCCAUGUUAUGGCCUUGUUAAUAAUACAGGACAAGGUAGACGGAAGAAGAGGGCCAGGUGGAAUAAGAACGUCAUGGCUUAAAAACCUGAGAGAAUGGUUUAACAGAUCCUCUGCAUCCCUUUUCCGGGCUGCCGUUAACAAAAUUACUAUAGCCAAUUUGAUAGCCAACGCUCGAUAAUCGAGCACGGCACAUGAAGAAGAAGUAAGUAAUAAAGAGAUAUACAACUUUUUUUUAUUUUUAUAUCAAAAGAAAAAAAUGUUCAAGAAAUUUUAGUCAAAACUUACAUCUUUAUGUCCCAAACAUUCUCUAUUUUUUUAUUUAAAAUAUUUAUUAUUCCCCUUAUUUUGAUUUAAUAUCGAAAAAGCACCCUUAUUUUUAAUCAAAAAUUUUCAAAAAGUUUGUUUCUAUGCUUUUUGUUCGUCGAGACUUCUAAUUUCUGAUGAUGAAAUGAUGGCGAAAUUUCUCAGAAAAUGCAAAAAUAUACGAAAAAACUCGAAAACUUCUUAUUUUUUUCUUUAAUUGUUAUUAUAUGUUCUUUCUUUUUGAAUGGGUUUUAUCUUGUUACCAUUUUUGGUCUAAAAAAUGAUCAGCUAUUGCCUAUAAAAAUAAUUAUGGAAAAAGCCUUGGAUUUGUUAUAUAUUGUGUAAUUUUGUUAUAUUUUUCUUAGUAUUAGUUAUUUCUAAACAUUAAGUUAAGAAAAUUAUGUGGAUCUAAAAAUUGAAAUUAUUUUAAUCGUAGAAGUUAUAUUAUGAAAUUUUAAUAGAAAUAAGAAAUAGAUUUAUACCGAUAUGUGUAUAAAUGGAAUUAAUGUGACAUGUGACAACAAAAAUGCGCUAUUAUUUUAAUAGUAUUAUCACAGUAUUAUUGACGGUUUUAUAUUGUGUUGGAUCAAUUUCCCUUAUUAGAAUUUAUCCCAGUGUUCCUGUCUUGUAUUAUAACAAUGUCAGUAUCAUUUACGAAAUUGUCUUCCAGUUCGUCUUUCCUCCUCUUCUACUUAUAGAAGGAAUUGACCACCAUCAAUUGAUUGCUUCAUCCUUACUUUUUUCCAAUAAACAUUCUCUAUGUUAUUACAUGUUAACACUAGAUAAUAGUGUUAAAUCAUUCUUUCGUUAUGAUCCGUACGACAUACAUAUAAGUGUUCAUUGUAUAUAAUGAAUACAUAUAUGUAUGUAGGUUCUUAAUAGCUCAUUCAAAGUUCUGCUUAUUUAAACCAUAAAGAGAGUGACGUGCAGAAACUAUGGAUGCCUCUUUUUUCUCGCUAAAAGUUUUGUGUUCGCACUACAACAUGUUUCGCCUUUAUUGAGUCUCAUCAAGCAGUAUCAAAUCGAAGAAUGACUCGAAACAAAUAACGACAGAAAUCCUGAUAUACUCUUUCCGGGUCUGUAUUCUCUUUGAUACUGACUUUUAGAAGGAAAAGACAAGCAUCAUCAGCAUCUUUGUCUUUUGCGUGAGUCUUUGCUGCGUUUACUAUUGUCUUCCGUUUUUCCGAACUUAUUUCUAGCUGGCACUGGAGCUAAGAUUGGAAAUAUUAAAGAGGAACUGAAAUUUUCUCAUUCUCAGGCCACCGUCUGUUGAUUACUGUUACGAUUUAGCUCCUAUCGAGUAGCCAUUUUUACAUUUCUUUAAAACCUAUCGAGUAGCCAUUUUUAUAUUUCUGUAAAAGGGGUCACUGUGAUUGCUCAAAGAAGACUGUAGGCUAAAAUCCACAACAACACCUGAUUGAAAUACUCUUAAGCAAGAGUCGAGCUGGUAUGGUGUAGUUACCAAAGAAACAUUUUUCUGGGUAAAUCUGAGUAAAUUUGAUAUUUGUUUUUGUAAUCAUAACAAUCUCGUUGUCGCUUUUAGCUUUAUAUGUAAAUUAAAAAUUAGAUAAAUAAAAGAACACUAACAUUUGUACUAUAUUUUACAGAUAACCAAACACUAACAGAUCUGCACAUAUCACAUACAAUCUCAAGCUUUUAUUUUAUACAAAAGAAUAUUUUCCUAACAUAAAUCCAAAUAAACGACGAAAAUCGUAAGGUGGUCAGUAGUAAAAGUAUAAGUCAAAUAAUAGUUUUUUGCAGAAAAUAUUCUUAGACUCUAUAUACUACUUCUAUAUACUACUUAUUCCCGUGAUUUCGAUCUUGCCAGAUAUCAUGACAAUUUUUUGAGAGUUAUGGACCUCGAUAACCUAUUUCUAUGUUUACUGCAGUGGGUUCAGUAGACUUUUUAAUUAUUAACAAUUUAAUAUGCAGACACUACAUUUAAUUUAUAAAAAGAAACGUCCAAAUCCAUCAAAAAGAACAAGAGAUAUUUUGUAGUUUAAUUUUGAGGUUCAAAUUUCAUUUUUCGAUAUCGCCGAUUUGAAAAAAGGAAAUAACUAAUUAAUGUCGUCCAUAAUAUUCAUAGGACCAUUUUGUUUAAAAUUGGCUACUUUUCGAAUAUGAAAAGUAAUUUUUCCCAGGCAAAAUCAAAAAAGUCUUAUUAUGCUAUCCGGAGAAUCAUUGUGAGUUCAUUUUUUCUGACUUAGGUUAUUGCAAGAAAAAUUGUUUGGAAUAAACAAAUUGAAUAACUUUUACACUAUCUGAUUAAUGAAUGCCUGUACAACUUUAACCAAACUUUUAACUCUAUAAGACCUGACUUUCCACGCAAUAUUAAGGUUGUAGCUUCAUUUUUGCAAUUAUUGCAGUUAUUAAAAUUUAUUGAAAAUUAUGAAUUCUUUAGUUUUUUAUAGUUUUCUAAGCAACAAGUUGGCAAAUCAACUUUAAUAAAUCGCUAUUUGAAAACUUUAAUCAUGUUUUAUAAAACAAUUACUUGCAUUCUUGGCCUUAAAUUGUAAAUAAUUUAUUAAGCCUACCGAAUUCACUGCAUGAAACAUUGAGAUUUUACGUAUUAAUGUCCGUAAAACUCAAAAAAAAACGUCAGAUACCAGGCCGCGUGAAAGUCCACAACUUUUUGAUUUUUAACCUUAUGGUAGGGGAGCAAAGUAUGCUAUAUGUGCAGCCACUCGAGCGCUUUGAGGACCUAUUGGGUUGUGAAGAGUAGGCCCUAAAACCAAAAAAAGUUAAGUCAAGUUUUCCAUUUUACUGGGCACUUGUCCAUUUUUAAUUCAAUUUUCCAUUUCAACAAUCGUUUUUUUAGAUUAUAGUUCCAUCUAUCCAUGUCUCGAAUAAAAGUUACUUAUUUUUACGUAAGGAAUCCAAAUCUGCAAUAAAAAAUGGGGGUACCAUUUAAGAUUUUAAAGUAACCCCCCACCCCUUCUCCGUGGGGGGUCGUGUUUGGUGCCAUUCGAUAGAUUUUUCAAAAAUAUUGAAUAACUGUAUUUUUCAGUUUUUCGAUCUGAUGUUCAUUUCGCAAAAUUUCGCGGGAUUCGUAUUUAAAAUAUUAAAUUUACCCCCCACCCCUCUCCGUGGGAAGUCGUGUUUGGUAUCAUUCGAUAUAUUUUUGAAAAAUAUUGAGCACAUAUUUUUUAGUUUUUCGAUCUGUCAUUCAUUUCGCGAAAUAUUCGCUUUUUUUCUUGUUUAACUUUGGGACUCACCCAUUUCCUUACGCCCCGCUCAAAUCGUCAGAUUUUUGAAAUACUGUUUUGCAUGUACUUAACUUACCCUAUCUUAAUCUGACGAUUUCGAGUUUUUCUAAGGACAGAUUUUUUUUUGGUCCCCCCUUAACGAACUCCCCUGCAUUAAGAGCCAAUAUAUGGUAGAGGUACAUUUUCAGGGUACAAGGUUUCUCCCCGUGUAAUAAUCUGACGUGCUCGAGUAACUGCAAAAAUCCCUGCUUGGGCUCCCCUACCAUUCUUUCUCUGGACUGUUAUCCCAUAAAUAGAGAUAGGACUUAUAUUCACAUGGAUCAAUAUGAGUUGUAUAGUAAAUUAUGGUAUGAACUAUAGUGAUGUUGAUUAUAGUUACUUUCAAGUAUUCGUUACAAAUCGUUACUUUUGUAUAAAGUAAUCAUUUACAGUAUUCGUUACUUUGAUUACUAUGAUUACUUUUGUAUUUGAGUACCGGUAAUCAUAUCGAAAAUCGUAUUUCUCAGUAGGUAGGUAUUUUGUAUAGGUAUUCCGAUAUAACAAGUAAUCAUUUGCAGUAUUUGUUACUUUGAUUACUAUGAUUACUUUUGUUACUUUUGUAUUGGAGUACCGGUAAUUAUAUCGAAAAUCGUAUUUCUCAGUAGGUAGGUAUUUUGUAUGCCCCCCCCUAAAUGCCCUCGUCUAAUUCUAAUAAAACCAAUGCAAUACAUACAAAAUUAAAGUUGUUGAUCAUACUGUAGAAACAUUAUCAUUUCCACAUUUUUCCGGUCAGUCUAGAAAGUAAUCAAGUGUACUGGUUGUAGAUACAAUAGUCGUUACUCGCUCUAAUACGAUUGGUACGAAGUGACGAAGUAAUCAAAGUAAUCAGAGUAAUCAAAGUAGAUACAAUACUCGUUACUUGCUCUGAUACGAUUGGUACGAAGUAACGAAGUAAUCAAAGUAGAUACAAAGUCGUUACUCGCUCUAAUACGAUUGGUACGAAGUAAUCAGAGUAAUCAAAGUAACCAAAGUAGAUACAAUAGUCGUUACUUGCUGUGAUACGAUUGUUACGAAGUAAUCAGAGUAAUCAAAGUAUAUACAAUAGUCGUUACUAGCUCUGAUACGAUUGGUACGAAGUAACCAAGUAAUCAGAGUAAUCAAAGUAACGAUUUACCUCUCUGAAUAGUAAUCGUUACUUUCGGUAUUCGUAAGUAACGAGUACUUUGUAACGAAUAGUUACUUUUUCAACAUCACUAAUGAACUGACUUGUAUUUUUGGAAAAACGUCAAUGGAGAAGUCAAAGAAAAUCCUCAGAACCAACAAAAACUGACUUAUACUCUUACUACUUAUCACCUUAGAAUUAUUGCUUUUUCCUCCGAUUGACAACUAGCUGAAAACUGUCAAUGCAAAAUGUGCUACCUUGUACUUUUUUAUAUGUGCUCAGAAGUGAUGUUUCUAGAGGCACUAGAAGACAGAAUGUCAGAUAUGCAGACGAUAUAAUGCUCAAAAUCAAUGGAAAAAUUCCAAUAGUUGGCUGUAUACCAUAGUUUAAAAAAACUCAUACAGAAGUAAAAUCUUCAAGUUGUAUACUGGUAUAAAAUGGUUUAUUAAAAACUUCAUAAAAAGUCGUGCAAAACGUUUUCGUUCUAAUUCAGAACAUCUUCAGUGCCUAGAAUGAAGUAUUUCCACGUUAGUUGAGGGCAAAAAAGUUAAAAUUGUGACUGUUAAUUAGAGAAAACAUGUGGAGAAUACUUACAUUCUGCUGAUUAGUUGAAACUAGCACACCAAUUAGAGUGGUAACAUUAUAAUAUAUGGUUUACAUGAUAGAUUUAAAUAAAAUAUGGUGAAUACCAGUCGAUGUUGAAGGAUUAAAUUAGUACAUGCUUAAAGGGCAACAUGCUUCCCUGCUGGAAAAACUAGGUACUUGCCAGUUCAAUGGGCACAGAGCAACUGAUAAAAUAGGAAAUGUACUUUCAAUAUGACAUGACAAGAUAAGACAAAGUCAAUUUUUGGUUAAGAACUUCAAAAAGUUAAGUUUUAAGUUCGGAUUUUGAUUAAAAUGUAAUGGUUGUUAAUAACUGUUUGAAAAUGUAAUUAAAAUUGUAUAACAAAUAUGAAUCUGUUUUAAAGUCUAAAUUAGCAACUCUCUAGUCCAGAAAAAAAACUUUUGGAUUGUAGGAUUUAAGGUUGGUAUAAUCCAUGGUUAAAAGUGUGACGUCAUUGGUUGUAAAAUGACAAGAUGGCAGUUUAAUUUAGUAUAAUAAAAUGAGAUAUAUACUACAUAGUAAACAAUUAAUAACCUGGCGUGGAAAGAUUGGAUGGUAAAUAAAGCAAAGUUCUAAUUUUAUAUGUUUUAAAAAAAAUGUACUAUUGGUUGCCUAACAAGAUGAGAAGUGUUUAGAUUUAGCUGCAUACUGUUGUAAUAAUAAAUUCUGUCUGUUAAGAUUGGGUAGGAGUUGUGGAGAAGUUAAAGUAGCUAAAAUAAAAUAAAAAAUAAAGAUCCGGAAGUGAAUGAUAAUCUUAAAGAAAUAAUUUUAAAUAAUAAAAUGAAUAAAAUUAUGUAAUGGCAUUAAUAACAAACAGCGGAAAUGAAAUAUGAGAAAAGGGGAAAAUCUAAUUGAAAUUUAUGUUGUUUUCGAUAAAAUAAAGUAAUUCUAGGAAAUAUAACAUGAUAGGCUUCCAAACGAAGUGUUAUUGUAUGAGUGAAUAAUGGAAAGAAAGCUAACUAAUAUAGGUCUAAGUGUGUGUUAAUGUCAAUAUGUAAUGAAGAAUCUAAAUUUACUAAAUAUCUGAGAUAGCGAACUAUGAGUUUUUUGUAAUUGGUAAUGGAGUGGACAGACUGAAACAAGUGUGAUAUAUUUUGAGUGCAACAGAAAUACUACAAAACAGUACAACAAAAAUAUUUUAAACCAACAAACAAUCGGAGGAAAAAAUCUAUGAUUAACUUAGCGUUAUACAGAUUGAUCACUUUGGUCAAUCUUUUAUAACGCUGUUCUAGGAAAUAAUCUCAGGUUAAAAUCAAGGUACCAUAACACUAAUAGAUGUAAUACUAGUCAUUGUAAUAUAGGUGGAUAAGAAAGUUAAGUCUUUAGUUUAAGAAGUAAUCUUACUUCCUAUGGUAUUAUAAAAGUAUAAAACUAUUAUUUAAAGUGUAUAAAUAAAUGUAUGUAUAAAAUAUCGUUUAAAACAUCCAGAAAAAAAUGGUUUAUGGUCAUUGGGCCCACCAUUUAAAAAAAUUAUUAUUACCUCCCUCAUGAAACUUUUUUUAUUCAGUUCAUAUCGAGUCGAACAACUUUUCUAUUUCGGAAAAUUUUCGGGAUGGGAGCGUUUCGUAAAUAUAGAGGUUUCUAAACUUUGGUGCGUCCUACAACUGGAGUAACCUUAAAAUUUGUCGGGAAAUAUUACCAGUUAAUGGUAAAUAUUUUUAUCAAAACAAUCCUGCAAAAAUCAGCUGUGAGGGUAUAAAAUUUAUUACUCUUUAUGAUACGUGUCGCUCCCCUAUACUUACUUUCCGUGUCCGGAACACCAACAACUCUAAAUUCUGUAUUUCCAAUGGUUGGCCACAUAGAUGGCCCUGUCAUUUGCUAUAAUUAAGUCUUCUUCUGGGCAGGUCUCUCUCAUCUCUGUGCAUGAUAGAUGCCUGCUGGUCUGAACCGCGCCACAGUCGCAGGUAUCGUCCUCCUGGUAUCCCCACUUUUUCAGGUUUGCUAGCACAACGUGAAACGCCGGUUCUUAGUCUAUUUAGCGCUUUCCAAGUCGGAUACGGUAAAUUGUGUCCAGCAGCCAUUUCCUCUGAGGGAGGAAAAUGUGUCGCGGUAGCUGACGCUUACCAUAGGUGUAUUCGGCGCGUCUCUGGCGCUUCGGGGAUGGAUCUUGAUGUUUUCAGGAAGCUUUUCCGAGAUCUUAGUCUACUUGGCUGAGUUUGGUGGUCAUAUAAGGGGUGUCUUCGGUCCGUCUCCUGCUUUUUUAGUUAUACCUCUGACGUGACCUUCCUCCUGAUAGGUGGUGGAGCAAUCCCAGCUAUGGGGUAUACCUCUUCGAUAGGUGUCGGUUUCAGGCAACCCGAUAUUAUACGAACCGUUUCAUUUAGAGCCACAUCGACGUUCUUUGCGUGAGCAGAGUUUGUCCAUACUGGUGCUCCAAACUUCGCGGCCGAAAAACAUAAUGCUAAGGCAGAAGUGCGGAGUGUGUGUGGUUGUGCUCCCCAUUUUGUAUUAGUUAGCUUGCGGAUGAUAUUAUUUCUGGCACUUACUUUCUUCUUGACAUCUUGACAGUGGUAUCGGUAAGACAGAGUUCUAUCCAGACGGACGCCAAGGUAUUUUGGCGUCUCGUUGUGUUCCAGCAUCUGACCACGCCAUUCCACCUCCAACGGCCUUCGGGCAUGCUUGUUUCUAAGGUGGAAAGCACAUACCUGCGUUUUUGUGGAAUUGGGUUUCAGGUGGUUUUUAUCGUAGUAUAGAGCUAAGUCUCCCAGGGCAUCUGUCAGUUUCACUUCGACUUCAUUGAAGGUUCUUCCCUGAGCUGAACAGCUGUAUCAUCAGCGUAAAUAAAUUGCCUUGUUUGUUGGUGUAUGGGUUGGUCGUUGGUGUAUAUGUUGUAUAGAAUCGGCUCGAGGACACUUCCCUGUGGUAGCCCAUUUUUUUGGUCCCUCCACCGACUGUUCUUGGACUGGAGCGUUAC
This is a messenger RNA of Diabrotica virgifera virgifera (western corn rootworm), 11289 nucleotides long. It is a transcript of the gene PGAP5, whose product is annotated as metallophosphoesterase 1. Bases 37 to 1167 code for a protein of 376 amino acids. The transcript is spliced from 6 exons. Gene Ontology annotation, molecular function: hydrolase activity. NCBI's taxonomy places the organism in Eukaryota, Metazoa, Arthropoda, Insecta, Coleoptera, Chrysomelidae. The record is from RefSeq and is a predicted model, not a curated record. Gene Ontology annotation, biological process: GPI anchor biosynthetic process.